Molecule: messenger RNA, 567 nt
Organism: Fonsecaea erecta
Lineage: Eukaryota; Fungi; Ascomycota; Eurotiomycetes; Chaetothyriales; Herpotrichiellaceae
Exons: 1
Coding region: 1-567 (188 amino acids)
Source: RefSeq, a predicted model, not a curated record
AUGCAGUUCCUCAGCACCGGAAAGCUAGUCGCCCUCCUGGGUGCUGUGGGGGCUCUACCCCUGGUGGCAUGCCAUGACCUUACUGCCCGUCAGGUCGAGGACAUUUCGACUGCACAGAACAACUGGGCAGCCGACACCGGCGUGGUGUCGACGUUCUUGUCGAACGCCGUCACAUUCAGCGGGGCGGAUCUCGUGGCUCAAGCUCAAAAUGCUCUUGAUCACGAAAACGACGAGCUCAAACACAAGGCCGCCCUCGAUGCUGUGUUCCUUAAUGUCGCCAACCCCAACUCCCUGGUCGUCCAGGCGAACAAUGUUCUUGUCAACCAAGGAACCUUCGAAAGCGUCGUGUCCAACCUGCAGAAUUUUGUGACGUUCGGCGCAGAUUUCGAUGCGGAAGAGAUUGCCGGUCUUGUCGGUGAUAUCAACAAUGUUCGAUGCGCUCAGGUUCUGCCGGCCAUUGACCAGUAUUUCCAAGCGGUCGGGGACGUCCUCCAGAACGGUAUCGAUGUGUUGGCUGUUCGACCCACCAACUGCCCCUCCGGCACCAAGAAGAGGAGCGAGCUUUGA